Molecule: messenger RNA, 1518 nt
Organism: Yarrowia lipolytica CLIB122
Lineage: Eukaryota; Fungi; Ascomycota; Dipodascomycetes; Dipodascales
Biological process (GO): transmembrane transport
Cellular component (GO): plasma membrane
Molecular function (GO): transmembrane transporter activity
Source: RefSeq, a predicted model, not a curated record
AUGGAUAAAGAAUCACUAAGUCACGACGAAUACACCGAGUCAGGGGGGCUUGAGCAUGUCGAGUACCCUCAGGGUCAAGUCCCGCAAGAAGUUAUCGACGCUGAAAUUGCGCAACUUGCUGAAAAGUACGGUAUAAAUCAAAGGAAACUCAUGUUCAAGGUCGACAUUUGUGUCAUUCCUGUCAUCUGUAUCCUCUACAUUCUUGCCUUCCUGGAUCGAGUCAACAUUUCCAACGCCAAUGUUUACGGAAUGAGUAAAGAUCUCAAUCUCUACGGUGACCGUUUCAAUACCGCUCUUGCAAUCUUCUUUGUUCCUUAUGUUGUCGCUGAAAUUCCUUCGAACUGGCUCAUGAAGAAGUUCACGCCGCACGUGUGGUUGACAGGCAGCAUGCUACUGUUUGGAGUAACUCUUCUGGGUCAGGGCUUCGCCAACAACUACUCUGCACUCCUGGCCACACGGUUUUUACUAGGACUCUUUGAAACAGGAAUGUUUCCCGGGUCUUUCUACCUGAUCUCCAUGUGGUACCGACGAGAAGAGGCCCAAAAGCGAUACUCUUUCUUCUUUUCAAGCACAACCCUGGCCGGAGCCUUUGGAGGUCUCAUUGCCGCAGGUAUUCAUAAUCUCGAUGGAGACAAAGGCCUCGCUUCGUGGCGGUGGAUCUUCAUCAUUGAAGGUGCCUGUACUGCUUUCAUCUCUAUCAUCAUGUUCUUCUUAAUGGCCGACUUCCCAGAGGACGCUAAAUUCUUAACUGAGAAUGAGCGGCAGUUCAUGAAAGAGAAGCUUGAAGUAGGAAAUGCAGGUGCCAGUGAAGCCGAGAGACCCAUGACUUGGAAAGACGUUAAGAGUGUCUUUUCUGACUGGAAGGUGUGGGUCAUGGGGUGGAUGUACUUCGGCACCAUUGUACCUGCAUACGGAUACGCUUACUUCGGGACAGCUAUUGUUAAGACGUUAGGAUAUUCUGAUGUCAAGACCCAGCUGUACUCGGUCCCUCCCUGGGUGGCGGCCUUUGGUUUCUCAAUGUUGGCAGCCAUCUUCUCAGACUACCUCAGACAUAGAUUCUAUUUUGCAGUGUUCGCCGGUAUCGUUGCUAUAGCUGGUCUGGCAGUUGUUAUUGGCGUACACGACAAAAUUGGAACUCGAUAUGGCUCUCUGUUCAUGAUCUGUGCCGGAACCUACACUGCUAUGCCUCUGUUUGUGUGUUGGACCCAAAUGAACUUCUUAGGCCAUCAUAGGCGAGCUAUCGCGUCAGGAUGGCAGAUUGGGUUCGGAAACUGCGCUGGGUUCAUUUCGACCUUUGUUUUCCAAGCAAACGACGCUCCAUUUUAUACGCCUGGUUGCGCCGUUUGUCUUGCCUUCGCUUGUCUCUCGCUUGUUAUGCAGUUUGUCUAUGCCGCUGGAAUCACCUGGGAAAACAAACGAAAGCGAACACCAGAAUACAUUGAAAAGUUCAACGCUCUCUCCGAAGAUGAUAGGAGAAUCGCAGGAGAGCUAAAUCCCAGCUUCUUCUACUACUAUUAA